Poecilia latipinna (sailfin molly) is the source of this 2330-nucleotide messenger RNA. RefSeq names its product inactive phospholipase C-like protein 2. Bases 44 to 892 code for a protein of 282 amino acids. The record is from RefSeq and is a predicted model, not a curated record. The transcript has 4 exons. NCBI's taxonomy places the organism in Eukaryota, Metazoa, Chordata, Actinopteri, Cyprinodontiformes, Poeciliidae.
AUUUUAUUUAUUUAUUUAUUUAUUUAUUUUUUGCUAGAAUGCCAUGGUGUCCUUUAAGGAGCUUUGUGGCCUGACGCCCGCCGCCAACAUGAAGCAGUGCAUCCUGACUGUCUCUACGUGGCUGAUGAACAGUGAGCGGUCGCUGAAGGUGAUGGUGGACCUGAGCGAGACCUACCCCACCAUGGAAGCGCAGGGUCUCGUGCCUGAGCUUCUGCGCAAAGUGCUAAACGCCUACGACAUGAUGAUCCAAACCAGCAAAACCCUGAUUGAGUCAGCUGAUGUUGUCUACUCCAAGCUCACACAAGCACAAAGGGCAGGUCUGGACUUCCAUGAAGACCUGCAUCGCAUCGGAGCAAAGGAAGGUCUGAAAGGCCGAAAACUUCAGAAAGCCAUGGAGAGUUACGCUUGGAACAUCACUGUGCUUAAGGGCCAGGCAGACCUGCUGAAGCAUGCAAAAAGUGAGGCACUGGACACUUUGCGCCAGAUCCACUGUGCAGCUCAGUCCUGCGGCCUCAGUAAAAACGGAGCGGCUUCCCCGCAGCUUCCUCACCAUCCUCUUCAGCAGCCACCACAAGUACAGCAACAGCCUCCGACCAAGCUCCACCCACAGUCUCUGCUGCUCCACCCACCCCGCGUUCCUCUGCAGCCCCAGACGUCACCCCAGUCGUACCUCCACACCCAUCAACAGCAAUACUCCCAGCUGCAUUCCCAGUCGUUUCCUUUCCCUCCCAUCCAAACUGUUUUAAAACCGCCGGCCUACCCACAUCCUCCACCCUUACCCACAAAUCAACUCCAGUCACAAAGCCAGCAGCAGAGGGCAGCAGGACCUCUCGAUGUCAUCCCGGAGAGAGAGAAAGAGAUGGUCAGCGACGGUCCUGCAGGACCCUGCUGACUAGCAGCCUGCGCCCACAGCGAGUCCCAGCCAAAGAGAGACAAAGAGAUAGAGAAGCAGAAGGAUGUUGAAGGAAAACAGGAGGCUAAUAAGGAAGGCGAGGUAAAGGAUGUCGCAGAGAGACCUAAAGAGGUGAUGACGGUGAAGAGGAGUCACCGUGUUCGAAGCGAAACACAAGUCUGAAAAUACGGAUGAAGACAGAUGUAACAGUCCAGUCAUACAUUUCUGAACAGGAUGCUUGUUCUCUCAAUUUUGAGCAUUAUCCAUUCCAGCAAGAAAUUAAAAAUGUCUUUGUCUUCUAUCUUGCAAGAAGUAAAUAAAAUAAAAUAUAAAAAAAUAAAAAGGAGGGAGAAGCAAGGGAUGAUGAGAGGAAUAUUUCAGGCUCGUGUUUCUAGUUAGGAAAGUACAUUAAAGGCAAAUUGAUGACAAAGAUAUCCCUUUCUCUCUCUGGGCAUUGCUAGUUACAUGCAAAUCCACAAUGUACACUGGCUCUGUGGGUGCAGGCUUUACCUCACAUCAGUGUUUUACGUCACAAAUAUGCCUUUUCUUUCUUUUUUUUCCAUUUCAGAGGCACUUUACCACGUCUUUGAGCUUUUAUUUGGUCACAUUCACACUUCUCUCCCAAUGUUUUAGUUGUAAUGCUCAGCUCAAACCCUCGCUCCUUUCCCGUAAUGAGGGUGCAGAUUUCAUUUUCAAUGCACAAAUUAGAGCAGCUCUGCUAGGCUGGGCACUGUAGGAGUCACAAAUGACCUUUUUAGCACAAACCAGGGAGCAUUAGAGUUAGUAUCGAGAAAAAAAUUCUGCAUUUGUUCAGUGUUCAUUUAUUUAUGCUUUUUUUUUUUUUUAAGCUGCUGUCAACCUCCAUCUUGGGUUUGUGUGUGUUCAGGUUUGAGUUCAUUCUUGGGAUACUCACCAUAGGAUUUUUCUUGUCUCCUACCCAGGGGCUCUGCGUAUGAUGUUAUGUAAGUUGAUGUUUUGGUCCCCAGGGUGGAGCUAACCCACAUCCUUCAGUGGUGGAGCUCAGCAUUCAGUCACAACUGGAAUAUUUGACCCUCCCUUUUAGAAGUGAAAGGUCAAAAUCACCAUGGUACUGCUGUCUGUGGAAUAACACAGUGACUAUAUAGAUGUAAACUCUGUGUAAAAUGUAUGAAGGGAACAUAUAUUGCUAUAAUUCUCAGACAUUAUUGAUUGAUAUUCUUCUUGUUGUAAGUUUUAUUGAGAUUCAGAGUCUUUUUUUUUAACAUUACUUCCACAUGUACAGUGCUUUGACACCUGUUGUUCUGUGGAUCAGAUCAAGAGAACCAGUGCGUUUGGGACUGAAAUGACGGGUCACGGGUUAGUGCCACAACACAAGGGGUAAAUGACGACAUGACAGUGAGAGUGUGCAAAACUGUAAGAGCUCCUUUGAGUUGCCCAUUAAAGCUGGCUUCAUUGGUUA